GUCAUUGGUUACCUCAUUCUCAAUCUUUGAUAGCUUACCAAAAAUCAACCUCAACAAACUCGAAAAACUACUUACCAUGUACCACCAAGAACCCCCUAAAACCACAGACACCUCCAUGACUGAACCACCACCAAAACUAACUCAUUCUUCCUUUCCAAUUUCCCCACACUUUUCACUUUCCACAGCCCACCGUCGCGUCGCCAUUGCCGUCGACCUCAGCGACGAAAGCGCUUUCGCCGUUAAAUGGGCCGUACAAAACUACCUCCGUCCAGGAGACGCCGUUAUCCUCCUGCACGUCCGUCCAACUUCCAUCUUCUACGGUGCAGACUGGGGCUGCACCUCCACAACUCACAACAUCGAACAAGAUUACGAGAACUUAACCAACAGUAAAGCUGCUUCACUGGCCUUACCCUUAGUAGAAGCGAACGUGCCUUUCAAAAUACAUAUAGUGAAGGAUCGUGAUAUGAAGGAGAGAUUGUGUUUGGAAGUGGAGAGGUUGGGAUUAAGUGCUAUGAUUAUGGGGAGUAGAGGACUUGGUGUUAAUGGUAAGGGAAUUGUUAAAGGGAAACUUGGGAGUGUUAGUGAUUAUUGUGUGCAUCAUUGUAUAUGUCCUGUUGUGGUAGUUAGGUACCCACAAGAAGAUGAGAAGGAGGAGGUGGUUGAGGCUGACCUGCCACCAGUACCAGAGGAGGAUCAGGAAUAUCAUGAUGCUGAUGAUGAUGACCUAAUUAGAGGCGAAUGAUCUAUGCUGUAAAGUAGAUAGAUAAAUCGGUCGAGUGGUCUCAGUUGGAGAUGGGAUUGAACUAGAUUCAAGCUGGGAAAAUGGUGGAAUUUGUAGCGGUGGUACAAAAGGAAUAGCCUAUCUUGAAUUCUGAUACGCUGUAUUUAUAUAUCAACUGCUUAAUUACGAAUAAAAGAUACCUUUUCCAAAAUGAACAUCUCCUUGAAGUUUAGUCACUUUUUAACUCCCAAAAGAUUCUGGAUAGCAAAUGGGCCAGUUCAUCCCCGCAAAUUUUUGAGGAAGGUAAUUAUAUUACUUAAGGACAAGGUUUUCCUCUGUUCAAGCAUAGUCCAGUGGCUAUUCAAUAAAAUAUUCCACUGGCAAUUCAAUAAACAGAUCAGAGUGUUCUCAAAUUGGAGGGUUAAUAAAAUCAACAGAUCAGAGUGUCCUCAAAUUGUAGGGUUAAUAA
Messenger RNA from Lycium barbarum (goji berry), 1190 nucleotides. Its product is annotated as universal stress protein PHOS32-like. The transcript is spliced from 2 exons. The coding region runs from base 77 to 742 and encodes 221 amino acids. The record is from RefSeq and is a predicted model, not a curated record. Lineage: Eukaryota; Viridiplantae; Streptophyta; Magnoliopsida; Solanales; Solanaceae.